AUGUCGAAUCGGUUUGUAAGACCGAGUUACGAUGAAGAAGAUCAGGACCUGGCUUUAGAACAAAGAAGCGGCGCAAACGAAGAUUUUGUGUUUCAGAAUCCGUCACUGGCACUAUCGAUUAGUCAAACACGGAAAAGGUUACCGAUUGCAAAGUACGAAAGACAGAUACUCUAUCUAUGUGAAAGGUUUCGAACGGUCAUUAUUGUUGGCGAGACCGGGUCUGGGAAGAGCACACAGGUUCCGCAGGUAGGUGUAUGGUUAUUUAUACGAUAGCUGUAGAAGAAUGUUGUUGAUGGGGUAUAACUUUUUGCUUUAAUUUUGGAAUAUUAUAUUUUAUGUUAGUUGAAAAUUUUAUUUUUUUAUAUUAAUGAUGAAAAGUUAUGUUGUUUUAGUUUCUAGCGGAUAAUGGAUGGGCUCAAAAUGGACAACAAAUAGCUAUCACACAGCCACGAAGAGUAGCUGCUGUUACUGUAAGUAAAUAUUUACACAAUACAUUAUAUUAUACCAGCUAACGUUACUUAUACGAAUUCAUAAAUAACGUUACUCCUAAAAAUUAUUCGCAAUUUAUAUAGCAAUCACGUUUUCAGCUAGCCGCCCGCGUAGCCACUGAAAUGCGAUGCCCUUUAGGCGACAAAGUUGGUUAUGUUCUUCGCUUUAACCAAGUAAUGUCGGAGAACACUCAAAUCAAGUAUAUGACUGAUGGCAUCUUACUCCGAGAGUUUCAAUCAGAUCCACUACUUACUAAAUACAGUAUUGUGAUUGUUGAUGAAAGUCAUGAACGUACGGCUACGACCGACUUGUUAUUGGGACUGUUAAAACGGGUUUUGAAUGUUAGACUUGAUCUGAAGUUGGUUGUUAUGUCGGCUACUAUGGAUGCUGAGGUGAGUUCUGUUUUCACAGAGAAGAGGGUGGGUUUUAAACACGGGGAAAAUUUUAUUUGGGAGUAGUAGUUUAUUAUUAUUAUUUAUGUUAUUUUAGGUGUUUAAAGACUUCUUUGAAACUAAUGAUUCUUCUGAUAAGUCACUGGAUACUGCUCAAAUCAUAUCAGUCGAAGGACGAAUGUAUCCAGUCAGUAUAUUCUACUCUAAAGUGUAAGUGAAAAUAACAAAAUAGGGUGUGCAUAAGAAGUUGGGCGUGUUUUCUAAGUUGAUAAUGAGUUCUAUCUGUUCUCAGAGUUAGUUUUAAGAAUUUAAAUAUUAUUUUUAUAACUAAUGUUUAGGCCAUGUCCAGACUACGUGAAAGCAGCGGUAGAUGCGGCUAUAUUCAUUCACAAAACAGAGAAACACGGUGAUAUCCUGAUCUUUUUAACAGGUCAAGACGAAGUUGAAACGGCGCUCAGAAUGAUUAUCGACGCUAGCAAGAGUUUAAAACAAUAUGGCAAUGUCAGAGUGUUUCCAUUGUAUUCAGGAUUGUCACAGAAGCAACAGGUAAAUGUGCUUUGAUAUUGUUUAUAAUAAGCUUUUAUUAUAGUAAAGGAAAGAAACCUAGCUUAUGUUUUACUUUUAAACAUUGUCUAAAAAUUUUUUUUUGGGGGGGGGGUGGAGACCAAAAAAAGUUUUUCUUUUUGUCCACAGGUUUUUCAAAAAUUUUUUUCGAUUUUACGCGUACAGGUACCUACCUGUGGAAUUUUUUUCGGAUCGGCUCUGGGGGUGGAUCCACCCCCUCCACCUCCCCCCUAGCCCUAGCGACGCCCCUGUCUACAAUCUUUUCUUGAUUUUUCGAAAAUUUUCUUUGAAACGUAGGUCAAUCUUUUUUAUACAACUUAAUAUUUUAGUUAGCAGCCUUUGAUUCAGCGGCUUACGGAACGAGAAAGAUUAUUGUAUCUACAAAUGUGGCUGAAACUUCUGUCACUAUAUCAGGCGUCUGUUACGGUAAGGCUCGGAAGCAUAAAUUGCGAUUUUUUACUGAAAAUAUGAGACUAUACAUCUCUUUUGGCCAAAAGAAUUCUUGUUUUUCUUAAGAAUUAUUUUAAACGUUAAAAAAGGCUUUAGACUCUAGCUUCAAACACUACAGGCUAAUCCCUGCUAUUUCAGUAAUCGACUGUGGCUUCAUGAAACUCCGCGUCUACAAUACAGACAACGGUGUGGAGACGCUACAGACCGUGAAGACCUCAAAGUCUUCGGCCAAACAGCGAGCCGGUCGUGCAGGUCGAAUUCAUCCUGGAAAGUGCUACAGAUUGUACCCGGAAGAAGAGUACCAAAAACUGUUACCGUCUCAAGUGCCGGAGUUGCAACGCACUGAUCUCAGUCAAGUCAUAUUGACUUUAAAGUCGCUGGGGAUCAACAACUUUUUGAAAUUUCAAUUUCCUUCGGUAAGUUUUGGAAAAAAGCCUUUUGUAUCUGAUAGGUCAAUUUUAAAAUGUUUUUUUUUAAAUUUAAAUUUGAAUUACUUUCAGAGACCUCCAUCACAACUAGUCAUUCAAGCUCUCAACUCUCUGUUUGCUCUAGGCGCUAUAGAUGAAGAUGGUAUGCUGACAAAGCCAUUAGGACACACAAUGUCAACUUUUCCGUUACCACCAAUGCACGUCAAGGUGCUAGUGUCGGCUGCGACAUACGAAUGUAGCGAAGAAAUGGCAGCGGUUUUGGCUAUGAUGCAGAUUCAGAACGUGUUCAUACCUGGGGAUAACAGACAUAUGGCUGAGGUUACGAAGAGAAAGUUUGCGGUAGAAGAAGGAGACCAUCUCACUAAUCUUAACGUCUAUACCAACUUUGUGGAGGUAAGGGUUGAUAGGACACUUUUUGGGGUAGGGUGCAUCGGUUGAGGCGGUUUUCAUCGGUUGUUAAAGGAAUGACAUUAAUAUAGUCAGGAGGGUUGUUACUGAUCUUAUCUUUGGGGGAAACGUCGAAAAGGUUUUUUUAUUCCGCUACAAUAUAUUACUAUAUAUAUCUACUAUAAUAUAUCACGAAAUUAAAAAAAAAAUUUUCAGAACGGAAAAUCCUCGAAAUGGUGCCGAGACCACUACGUUAACUACAAAGGUCUCUGUUCAGCUCACAAUAUCUGUGAACAGCUCAAAAGAUACCUCAGAAAGUUUGAUAUUCCUCUAAAAAGCUGCAAAGGAUUAAUCGGAGAGACGGCCAGGAUACGACGAUGUUUACUAACAGGUUUCUUUUCACAAUGUGCAAGAUACGAUCACACUGGACAGUAUGUAACGUUGAGGGACUCGAUACCAUUCAAGGUGUACAAGGGGUCUACCGUAAUGUACAGGAAAGACUAUCCCAAGUACGUUGUGUUCACUGACGUACUUCAGAAUUCGAUCAGAGAUCUGAGUGUGAUUGAGCUGGAAUGGCUGAGGGAAAUCGCUGGACAUUACUACGACUUUGGACAUGUAAGUAUUCGAGCGUUUAAAUAAUACUGGGUUCUUUAAUUCCGAAAGUUUUAUCUGAUGGGGCACAGAACUAUUUGAAAAACCUGAUAUUUUAUUUUGGAAUAAAAUUGAAACGAAAUACUCAAGUUUUAAAAUCUAUUUGAUAAUAAUACAAGUCAUUAAUCUUUUUGAUGUUAUCACGUAUUUUAGGAUCCCAAAAACAAUAUGGAAGAGAACUACGAAGCUGAUCAGAUGGGUAACUUGAAUUGA
Messenger RNA from Bursaphelenchus okinawaensis, 3574 nucleotides. The record is from the annotation of a GenBank genome assembly. NCBI's taxonomy places the organism in Eukaryota, Metazoa, Nematoda, Chromadorea, Rhabditida, Aphelenchoididae.